Messenger RNA from Ictidomys tridecemlineatus (thirteen-lined ground squirrel), 10967 nucleotides. It is a transcript of the gene Sdk2, whose product is annotated as sidekick cell adhesion molecule 2. Gene Ontology annotation, molecular function: protein binding. The record is from RefSeq and is a predicted model, not a curated record. NCBI's taxonomy places the organism in Eukaryota, Metazoa, Chordata, Mammalia, Rodentia, Sciuridae. Gene Ontology annotation, biological process: cell-cell adhesion.
AACUUCAGCUCCAGGGAGACUCGGACCGUUAUGCUAACCGCGCCCCCCGAAACUGACACCCCUGAAUGAACCUCAGCACCCGCAUCUGCCGCCGCACUCGGCUCGGAACGCGCCCCGGGGACCGGGCGCCUGCAACCACAGUGACUGCGUGGGCCCGGAGAACCCUACCAGGGGCGGGGAGGAGCGGGGGGCGGGCAACGUGGCCACAGGAGGAAGUUUCCUGAAGUUGUCCGCUUAUUCCGGAGCUCGGCCAGCGACCCGGCCGGAUCCCGGAGGCCGCCUUGGCUGGGAGAAGAAGUCGGAGUUGGGGUGCUAAGGGAGGCAGGCGCCCGAAUCCGAGAGGGUGGCUUUGCCUCUUUCUGUUUGCUCGCCCCUCUCCUUCCGGGCGCGCGGCCGGCAUCGGACUCGGACAGCAGAGGAGGAGGGAUUGGGGUCGCCAGCGCGGGCCCUCCCGGGCACAGUACGCCUGGGACCCAGAGCCGCGUAGACAGCCUCCCGGGACCAAGCCGCGGGGCGCCGGACCCCACGAGGAUUAUAAAGCAGGACGGAGGGGAAGGAGACCCCGGGGGACCCCCUCCGGGCUGGUCACCAUGUGGCGGUUGCUGAUCUGGACUCUGGUGGCUCUGUAUCGGAUCCGCGAGGCUGGAGCCCAAGAUGACGUGCCGCCGUACUUCAAGACGGAGCCGGUGCGGACGCAGGUGCACCUGGAGGGGAACCGCCUGGUGCUCACGUGCAUGGCCGAGGGCAGCUGGCCCCUGGAGUUCAAGUGGCUCCACAACAGCAGGGAGCUGACCAGGUUCUCCCUGGAGUACAGGUACAUGAUCACCAGCCUGGACCGCACCCACGCUGGCUUCUACCGCUGCAUCGUGCGGAACCGGAUGGGGGCCCUGCUGCAGCGGCAAACGGAGGUCCAGGUGGCCUACAUGGGCAGCUUUGAGGAGGGUGAGAAGCACCAGAGUGUCUCCCACGGUGAAGCCGCAGUCAUCCGCGCCCCACGCAUCGCCAGCUUCCCCCGGCCGCAGGUGACCUGGUUCCGCGAUGGCCGCAAGAUCCCGCCCAGCAGCCGCAUAGCCAUCACGCUGGAGAACACCCUUGUCAUCCUGUCAACGGUGGCUCCCGACGCGGGCCGCUACUACGUGCAGGCUGUUAAUGACAAGAACGGCGAUAACAAGACCAGCCAGCCCAUCACUCUCGCCGUGGAGAAUGUCGGAGGGCCCGCCGACCCCAUCGCACCAACCAUCAUCGUCCCUCCCAAGAACACCAGUGUGGUGGCCGGGACCUCGGAGGUGACCAUGGAGUGUGUGGCCAAUGCCAGGCCCCUGAUCAAGCUGCACAUCAUUUGGAAGAAGGACGGGGUGCUGGUCUCGGGUGGCAUCAGCGACUACAACCGGCGGCUCACCAUCCCCAACCCCACGGUCAGCGACGCCGGCUACUACCAGUGCGAGGCCGUGCUGCGCAGCAGCAGCGUGCCCCCUGCGGCCCGGGGGGCCUACCUCACCGUGCUGGAACCUCCUCAGUUUGUCAAGGAGCCAGAGAGACACAUCACAGCGGAGAUGGAGAAGGUGGUGGACAUCCCGUGUCGCGCCAAAGGUGUGCCGCCGCCGUCCGUCACCUGGUACAAGGACGCUGCAGUGGUAGAGGUGGAGAAGCUGCCCCGCUUCAGGCAACAUGGUGACGGGGGCCUGCAGAUCAGCGGCCUGGUGCCUGACGACACCGGCAUGUUCCAGUGCUUCGCCCGCAACGCGGCUGGCGAGGUGCAGACCUCCACCUACCUGGCCGUCACCAGCAUCGCCCCCAACAUCACCAGGGGCCCCCUGGACAGCACCGUGAUCGACGGCAUGUCCGUGGUGCUGGCGUGUGAGACCUCGGGGGCCCCGCGGCCCGCUAUCACUUGGCAGAAAGGGGAGCGCAUCUUGGCCAGCGGCUCUGUCCAGCUGCCCCGCUUCACACUGCUGGAGUCCGGCAGCCUGCUCAUCAGCCCCACGCACAUCUCCGACGCGGGGACCUACACCUGUUUGGCGACCAACUCUCGGGGUGUCGAUGAGGCCUCCGCAGACCUGGUGGUGUGGGCCCGGACCCGCAUCACCAAGCCUCCCCAGGACCAGAGCGUCAUCAAGGGAACCCAGGCCUCCAUGAUGUGCGGAGCCACGCACGACCCCCGAGUGACCAUCAGGUACGUGUGGGAGAAGGACGGGGCCACCCUGGCCACGGAGAGCAACCCCCGCAUCCGCCUGGACAAGAACGGCUCCCUGCACAUCUCGCAGACCUGGUCAGGGGACAUUGGCACGUACACCUGCCAGGUGCUCUCAGCCGGUGGCAAUGACUCCCGCAGUGCCCACCUCCGUGUCAGGCAACUGCCCCACGCCCCCGAGCACCCCGUGGCCACGCUCAGCACCGUGGAGAGGAGGGCCAUCAACCUGACGUGGGCCAAGCCCUUCGACGGCAACAGCCCGCUCCUCCGCUACGUCCUGGAGAUGUCCGAGAACAAUGCCCCCUGGACCAUACUCCUGGCCAGCGUGGAUCCGGAAGCCACCUCCGUGAUGGUCAAGGGCCUGGUCCCCGCGCGCUCCUACCAGUUCCGACUGUGUGCCGUGAACGACGUGGGCAAAGGACAGUUCAGCAAGGACACAGAGAGGGUCUCCCUCCCUGAGGAACCCCCGACGGCUCCUCCGCAGAACGUCAUCGCCAGCGGCCGCACAAACCAGUCCAUCAUGAUCCAGUGGCAGCCACCUCCUGAAAGCCACCAGAACGGCCUCCUCAAGGGCUACAUCAUCAGGUACUGCCUGGCCGGGCUGCCCGUCGGGUACCAGUUCAAGAACAUCACGGAUGCCGACGUCAACAACCUGCUGCUGGAGGACCUCAUCAUCUGGACCAACUACGAGAUCGAGGUGGCGGCCUACAACAGCGCCGGGCUAGGGGUCUACAGUAGCAAAGUCACCGAGUGGACGCUGCAGGGAGUCCCCACAGUCCCCCCUGGCAACGUGCACGCCGAGGCCACCAAUUCCACGACCAUCCGCUUCACCUGGAACGCCCCCAGCCCCCAGUUCAUCAAUGGCAUCAACCAGGGCUACAAGCUGAUCGCCUGGGAGCCCGAGCAGGAAGAGGAGGUCACCAUGGUGACGGCGCGGCCCAACUUUCAAGACAGCAUCCACGUGGGCUUCGUGUCGGGGCUCAAGAAGUUCACGGAGUACUUCACCUCCGUGCUGUGCUUCACCACCCCGGGGGACGGGCCCCGCAGCAGCCCCCAGCUCGUGCGCACCCACGAGGACGUGCCGGGGCCCGUGGGACACCUGAGCUUCAGUGACAUCCUGGACACCUCGCUGAAGGUCAGCUGGCAAGAGCCGGGGGAGAAGAACGGCGUCCUCACAGGGUACCGCAUCUCCUGGGAGGAGUACAACCGGACCAACACCCGCGUGACCCACUACCUGCCCAACGUGACCCUGGAGUACCGCGUCACGGGCCUCACCGCGCUCACCACCUACACCAUCGAGGUGGCUGCCAUGACCUCCAAGGGCCAGGGCCAGGUGUCCGCCUCCACCAUCUCCUCCGGGGUGCCUCCAGAACUCCCAGGAGCCCCCACCAACCUGGGCAUUUCCAACAUCGGGCCCCGCUCCGUGACCCUGCAGUUCCGGCCGGGCUACGACGGGAAGACCUCCAUCUCCCGCUGGCUGGUGGAAGCUCAGGUGGGUGUGGUCGGGGAGGGCGAGGAGUGGCUCCUGGUCCACCAGCUCAGCAACGAGCCGGACGCCCGCUCCAUGGAGGUGCCCGACCUCAACCCCUUCACCUACUACAGCUUCCGCAUGCGCCAGGUGAACAUCGUGGGCACCAGCCCUCCCAGCCAGCCUUCCAGAAAGAUCCAGACCCUCCAGGCGCCCCCAGACAUGGCCCCGGCCAACGUGACCCUGCGCACAGCCAGCGAGACCAGCCUGUGGCUCCGCUGGAUGCCUCUCCCAGAGAUGGAAUACAACGGGAACCCCGAGUCCGUGGGCUACAAGAUCAAGUACAGCCGGUCGGACGGCCACGGCAAGACGCUGAGCCACGUGGUGCCGGACCGCGUGGAGCGGGAGUACACCAUCGAGGACCUGGAGGAGUGGACCGAGUACCGCGUCCAGGUCCAGGCCUUCAACGCCAUCGGGAGCGGGCCCUGGAGCCAGACGGUGGUGGGCAGGACCCGGGAGUCAGUCCCGUCCUCUGGCCCCACCAACGUGUCCGCACUGGCCACCACCUCCAGCAGCAUGCUGGUUCGCUGGAACGAGGUCCCCGAGGCAGACCGCAAUGGGCUGGUGCUGGGCUACAAGGUGAUGUACAAGGAGAAGGACUCGGACUCCCAGCCCCGGUCCUGGCUGGUGGAGGGCAACGCGUCCCGCAGCGCCCAGCUCACGGGCCUGGGCAAGUACGUGCUGUACGAGGUGCAGGUGCUGGCCUUCACGCGCAUCGGGGACGGCAGCCCCAGCCACCCCCCCAUCCUGGAGCGGACGCUGGACGAUGUCCCAGGACCACCCAUGGGCAUCCUGUUCCCGGAGGUGAGGACCACGUCAGUGCGGCUGAUCUGGCAGCCCCCCGCCGCCCCCAACGGCAUCAUCCUGGCCUACCAGAUCACACACCGGCUCAACACCACCACCGCCAACACCGCCACCGUGGACGUGCUGGCCCCCAGCGCCCGCCAGUACACAGCCACCGGCCUCAAGCCGGAGUCCGUCUACCUGUUUCGCCUCACCGCCCAGACCCGCAAAGGCUGGGGAGAGGCCGCCGAGGCCUUGGUGGUGACCACCGAGAAGAGAGACCGCCCGCAGCCCCCCAGCAAGCCCACCGUGCAGCAGGAGGACGUGAAGGCGCGCAGCGUGCUGCUGUCCUGGGAGCCGGGCAGCGACGGGCUGUCCCCUGUGCGCUACUACACCAUCCAGACCCGCGAGCUGCCCGGCGGCAGGUGGGCGCUGCACUCGGCCUCCGUGAGCCACAACGCCUCCAGCUUCACCGUGGACAGGCUCAAGCCCUUCACAUCCUACAAGUUCCGAGUGAAGGCCACCAAUGACAUUGGGGACAGCGAAUUCAGCGAGGAGUCGGAAUCACUGACCACCCUGCAGGCCGCCCCUGAGGAAGCGCCCACCAUCCUCUCGGUGACACCCCACACCACCACCUCCGUGCUCAUCCGAUGGCAGCCCCCGGCGGAGGACAAGGUCAAUGGCAUCCUCCUGGGCUUCCGCAUCCGGUACCGGGAGCUGCUCUACGAGGGGCUGAGAGGCUUCACUCUCAGAGGCAUCAACAACCCUGGGGCCAAGUGGGCGGAGCUCACCUCCUUGUACUCCGUGCGGAACCUGAGCCGGCCCAGCCUCACGCAGUGCGAGCUGGACAACCUGAACAAGCACAGGCGCUACGAGAUUCGGAUGAGCGUGUACAACGCCGUGGGCGAGGGGCCCCUGAGCCCCCCGCAAGAGGUGUUCGUGGGGGAGGCGGUACCCACAGCAGCGCCCCGAAACGUGGCCGUCCACAGCACCACAGCCACACAACUGGAUGUGACCUGGGAGCCACCCCCGCCGGACAGCCAGAACGGAGACAUCCAGGGCUACAAGAUCUAUUUCUGGGAAGCCCAGAGGCAGAACCUGACGGAGCGCAUGAAGACGCUUUUCCUGGCUGAGAAUGGCGUGAAGCUCAAGAACCUGACGGGCUAUACGGCCUACAUGGUCAGCGUGGCGGCCUUCAACGCCGCAGGAGACGGGCCGCGGAGCGCCCCCACCUGGGGCCAAACCCAGCAAGCAGCCCCUAGCGCGCCCGGCUCCGUCAAGUUCAGCGAGCUGACCACGACCUCAGUGAACGUGUCCUGGGAAGCCCCGCACUUCCCCAACGGGGUCCUGGAGGGCUACAGGGUGGUCUACGAGCCCUGCACCCCAGUGGACGGGGUCAGCAAGAUCGUGACCGUGGACGUGAAGGGCAGCAGCCCUCUGUGGCUGAAGGUGAAGGACCUGGCCGAGGGCAUGACUUACAGGUUCCGCAUCAGAGCCAAGACCUUCACCUACGGGCCGGAGAUUGAAGCCAACGUCACCACAGGCCCAGGAGAAGGUGCCCCAGGACCUCCAGGAGUGCCCAUCCUCGUGAGGUACAGCUCUGCCAUCGCCAUCCACUGGUCCAGCGGAGACCCUGGCAAAGGGCCCAUCACCCGCUACGUCAUAGAGGCCAGGCCUUCAGAUGAGGGGCUCUGGGACAUCCUCAUCAAAGACAUCCCCAAGGAGGUGAGCUCCUACACCUUCAGCAUGGACAUCCUGAGGCCGGGCGUGAGCUAUGACUUCCGGGUCAUCGCAGUCAACGACUACGGCUUCGGCACCCCUAGCAGCCCUUCCCAGUCUGUGCCAGCCCAGAAGGCCAACCCCUUCUACGAGGAGUGGUGGUUCCUGGUGGUCAUCGCCCUCGUGGGCCUCAUCUUCAUCCUGCUCCUGGUCUUUGUGCUCAUCAUCCGAGGCCAGAGCAAGAAAUAUGCCAAGAAGACAGACUCGGGGAGCAGUGCCAAAUCCGGAGCCCUGGGCCACGGGGAGAUGAUGAGCUUGGACGAAAGCAGUUUCCCCGCCCUGGAACUCAACAACCGCCGGCUGUCCGUCAAAAACUCCUUCUGCAGAAAGAACGGCCUGUACACCAGGUCCCCUCCCCGGCCCAGCCCCGGCAGCCUCCACUACUCGGAUGAGGACGUCACCAAGUACAACGACCUCAUCCCAGCAGAGAGCAGCAGUCUGACAGAGAAGCCCUCGGAAAUCUCCGACUCUCAGGGAAGUGACAGCGAGUACGAGGUCGACCCUAACCCCCAGAAGGCCCACUCCUUUGUCAACCACUACAUCAGCGACCCCACAUACUACAACUCCUGGAGGCGCCAGCAGAAGGGCAUCUCGCGGGCCCAGGCGUACAGCUACACUGAGAGUGACUCCGGUGAGCCGGACCACGCCACCGUCACCAAUAGCAACAGCGCCCAGCAGGGCAGCCUCUUCCGGCCCAAGGCCAGCCGGACUCCAACGCCCCAAAACCCUCCGAACCCCCCAAGUCAACAGAGCACCCUCUACCGUCCCCCGAGCAGCCUCGCCCCUGGCUCCCGGGCACCUAUAGCGGGAUUCUCAUCAUUUGUUUGACGUCGGAAGAGGAAAAAGAAAGAAAAAUGAUACCAAACUCCUCCUUCACGCUUCCCAAACCACCUGCCAGAAAACGGAACACCCAGAAACCCAGUCAACUCUCCACCUCCCGAGCUUAUUUUUUCCAGGGAUUGCGGGCGGGGCCAGCGAAGCCCGUGCUGAGAAGUAGGGAGAAGGAAAUCACGCGAGGACCUGGCCAGUCCGCUGUGAGCGGGAGACGGUGGGGUUCACUGCUCUGAGGAUCUGCACGGCUGAGGAUGCGGCUGUCUCACUGAUGCAGUGGGCAGAGGGGGUCGUGCCCCUGGAGAGAGGGAGAGAGGGCAAGGGACCCCAGGCUGAACAGCAGGCGAGGCCACAGGAUGGAGAAACCUCUCGACGUGUGGCCAGCUGCCCGCUUCUGCCCCCUACUGAGCUGGUUCCUGGGCCCUCCGCCGCGCUCCUCUGCAGAAAGGACAGGUAUCCCAGGGCCAGAGCCUGCCUCUCCCUCUGCACCUCGCCUGGCCAGGUGUCAUGGCCUGGUCACCCCCCCGCCCUGCCACCCACCUCCACUGCUCCCCUCCCUGCUCAGCCUCUCCAUCACACAUCUGGUUCAUUUAGAAAAAGGAAAAGAAACUAAAGGGUGAGAAUCUGCUUAGCGACUUUCUUGUUCCUACAUAUAUAUAUAUAUUUUAUUUUUUUAUUGUGAAUACAAGGAAGAGGGCCUGUGGGCUGGGGAGAGUUCCCGUAUGAUGAAACCCUGCCUCCCUUUACCUGAAUUCCCUUUCCUGAGCACAGACAAGGCUCCACCUGGGGAGCAGAGGUGUAAGGCGGCUGCCGGGGUCCCCGGGCAAAAGUAAGUGCCACACGUUGCAGAAGUCAGAUAGGUUGAGGGGUCAGGCAGGGUGAGGAUCGCUGCCUGGACAGACGUACCACUCUCCCCUGAGCGGACAUCUUCCUCCCGGCCGCACGUAUGUGCGUGUACCUGAGUGCACACGUGUCCUGUGCACAUGUGCAAGGAAAGGCUCCAGGAUCCCUCCCCAGAGAAUCCCCUGGGCCCUCCUGGCCCCGCAGCAUUGAUCUCUUUCAGAUCUGUGUCCCUCUGUCUCCGCUGUAGCCUGCUAAGCGCAGCACUCAGGGCCCAGAGGCCUGCCCAGGCCCCGAGCCAGAGGCCAGAGCAGCCACCAUAUGCUCAGUCUGCCCAGCACCUGGUUCACAGAGCCCAAGGAUGCCCCAACCCUGAGUGACGUCUUCCUGGCUGGGCUCAGCCUGGCGAGAGCCGGGAGCACGGAGAGACUGGUCAGGAAGCCCAGUCUAAACUGGACACUGCAUCUGAGAUGCACGGUGAGCCCAGCCAGCAGGGCGGGCCAGAUGGGACCCAGGGACAAGAAUAGCUGGCGGGAGGAGAGGCUUUCGCACACAUGAUCUGCUCCAAGGAAUGUUCUUUAAAAAGCCACUUCUGGUGGCCUCAUGGUCCCAUCAGUUUGAGCCUUCUACCGCAACAGUUUAAGGAGGAGCCUUUCCAGCAGAUUCCCUGGGUUAUCUGUGUCCCCUAGGUGACCACAAGCAGCCCUGUGAAGUCUGCCGCAGACUAGCUCGUCACUGUGGGUGGACAGCUGCCUCUCAGAGGAACUGUCCGGGCCUGGGCAUGUCCCAUUCGGCCCGGGGCCCCUUCGUGGAGUGCUCGACCCACAGUGCCUGCCCUGCUGGAGAGGGGGCCAUACCCUGUUUUGGUGGGGGAGGAGAAGAGGAAGGGGAGGCCUGAGGAAGGCGGGGAUUCGGGAAAAGAGUGGAGGAAAGAGAGCCCAGACCCCUCUCCACUGGCCCCAAGUUAGCGGCUGUGCUAAUGGCAACCGGGAAGGGAAGUCAGGGUCAAGAGCUCUGAAGGGAGGAGCCGCCCAGGCUGCAUGGGCUCACUGCCCCCUAAGGAAUGUGAGUGGGGAGAUGUGGGAGGCUGACCCCAUGUGCAGACGGGGCUUCUCUGUGCGGGGGCCUGGGGAAGGGCUGCUCAGCUCCUCUAGGGAGUCAGGUGCUCAAGACCCCAGGCCUUGUCUGGAGGCUGCCCUGGAGUCAGCGGGACCCGUGGCCCCUGCAGCCUCUGCCCCCCAGCAGUGCAUCUUCAGACGCUGCCGCCGCCUCCUCCUCCUCCUCUUCGUCCUCCUCCUCCUCCUCUUCUUCCUCUUCGUCUUCUUCUUUAACAAUUUCGUCCUUUUCCCUUUCUCUGGAGCGUUUAACCAUUUAAAGAAAUUCCCAGUUUGCAUUUGGGAAUUAUUUUAGCCCAACCCAGUGAGGGAGCUCUGGGGAGGAGGCAGGGCUGAGAAAUUUUAUCCUGUGUAUGAUCCGCACAUGAGGCUGAUCGUCCUUUGCCUUUAAUGAAUCACCUGGUGCACUAAAAUCUCCCCUGCUCCCUGCACACUCUGCUGCCACCCACGUGCCCGUGCAGGACGUGCCCACCGUGUACACCCGUGCUUACCCACUCGCACACCACACUGAUGUGCACAGGACACACCCACUUCCGCAAAGGGGCUCUGGCAACUCCCUCCUAUGGCCGAGGCCGUCUCCCCCGUGAGGCGCACGAGGCCUGGGUGACUUGUGCUGGGGAUGUGACUGGGAUCUGUUGCCCAAGAGGGUGAGGACACUGUGAGUCACAGCCACUAGGAGAGUCCAGGAAGUCAGGCUGGGCCCAAGGUGGACAUCCCCCUUCAUCAACGCCCACCCAUCAGGAGUGCUGUCUCCCCUGCCCCAGCCACAUCUGGAAGCCCAGGUGGGUCUCCAGCUGUGGAACUCAGAUUCGUCUUACGGAGACGUCUCUUUGCUCUCGUUUACAUAUCUACUGGGCCGGUGGAGCGUGGAGGCUCCUGGCACCUCCUGCCAGACACCUGGCCACGUUGGAAGGGUGUGGUGGGCACUGCCCAGGGGUAACAGGGAGCCUUCCUGGCUUCGAUUUCCUGAGCCAGUGAUGCCAGGACCCUGCCUGUGCAACUCUGCUGGCCGCAGGUUCACACCUGGACACACCUGGUCCCUUUGGUGUUGUCCCCAGGAGCCCAAGCAUGGCUCGCCAGGCUGACCUCUCCCCCUCCUGGCUGUGCCUCUUGCAUUCGUGUGAGCUGUGCACCCAGACUGCCAAGAAGAACCAAAUAGAAGCCCUGGAUUCCAGAAGCACCUUCCUUCUAGGGCUCCGAGAAGUUUGUAAACCCAGGCUGCCCUCCUCACCCCUGCCCGCUCCCCAAAUCUAACACUGCCGUGAGUCGGAGGUAUGAGGACACAGAGGUGCUGCCUCGUCCAUGCGCGCUUCUAGAGGCCUUCUGUUGCUGCCCGCGCCUCCUGGGCAGAACCCCUAAGGUGCCAGUGCCUAACGAUUGGACACUCUGGGUCUCCCUCGCCGUCCCAGAGAACACAGUGAAAGUACCCACACUGGCGGAGGGGCCAGCGGGCAGGAGGGGAGCAGGGGACCCUCUGAGCAGCCGCCACCAGCUCCCGAGUGCCUCUGUAUGGUCCUGUCCAGGGACACCACCCUGUCCGCCACCCUGAGCACAGGUGCCCCCUUAGGACCACCCCCUCUUCUCUGUUUCCAUAGAAAUAACCAAAAGCAUUUAAAUGUGUUACCUUUCUUCACCCAUGUAGACUCCAAAAACGAAACCCAGACAGAUCUUUAUUUUUUGAUUUAAAAGAUAUAAAAGAAAAAUUAUGGGAGAGAAUUCGUUAUGGCAGGUGUCUAUCUGUAAGAAGAAUAUAUAUGUAUAUGUCACAUAGCUUGUUAGCAGGUUUAUUUUUUAAAUGAAAGGUUAAAAGAAAUUGAUUUGAAAUAUAUACCACGAGAAGUCCCAUGUCCUGUCGAACUGUCAGUAUUUUAUAAAUAAACUUUUGUUUUGGAGUUCUGAA